AUGCUUCAGAUAAACUGCUGCUUCCACGCACUCUUUCACACGGUCUUUCUCUCUUUUACUGUAGCGGUGAACACAAGCACGUCCCUGCUGUUGUCCAGUCUGCUGUCAGUGCUGGUGUUUGCAGGAAUGCAGAUGUUCAGCAGGCAGCUGGGCUCUUCAGAGUGGCUGACCAUCCUGGGGGGCUUCCUGGGAUCUGUGCUGUUUGUCUGCUCUCUUACUGCUUUCAAUAACCUGGAGAACCUUGUCUUUGGCAAAGGCUUCCAAGCCAAAAUCUUCCCAGAGAUUGUCUUGUGCCUGUGCCUCUCUCUGUUUGCGUCUGGUUUGGUGCAUCGUGUGUGCGUGACAACAUGCCUGAUCUUCUCUGUCUUUGCACUGUACUACAUCAACAAAGUGUCAGCAGCUCUUUACCAGGCAGCACCUGCUCCGGCUCCCGCCAAACCCACCAGCAAGGGCAAAAGAAAGAACUGAAGUGCUUACCUCAUCCCGUUACUAUCACAGUCACCCAUUCAGCCACCAGUUCGCAGUGUGCUGAAGCUACAAAAUCUGAUGUGUUUGCCAACAGCAGACAUUUUUAUCCAUUCCAUUCACACUGAAAGAUAACUAAACACAUUUGAUCAAACCAGUCAUAGAUGUGUGAUUUUUGGUUCUGUUUACAAUAUGUUUUUGUUUAAGGGGUUUGUUAUUAAAAGUUGAAGAAA
Sinocyclocheilus grahami is the source of this 698-nucleotide messenger RNA. Its product is annotated as keratinocyte-associated protein 2-like. Bases 1 to 468 code for a protein of 155 amino acids. The transcript has 6 exons. Gene Ontology annotation, biological process: protein N-linked glycosylation. The record is from RefSeq and is a predicted model, not a curated record. NCBI's taxonomy places the organism in Eukaryota, Metazoa, Chordata, Actinopteri, Cypriniformes, Cyprinidae.